AUGGAUGUCAACCAGGUGCUCGAGGGGACUCUGUCUCCAGAUGCCACGAUCCGUACCAAUGCCGAGCAGCAGCUCACCCAGGCCUCCGAGGCCGACUUCUCUGGCUACCUCACCACCCUCGCUACAGAACUCGCCAACGAGCAGGCCCUACCUCACAUCCGGACCGCCGCCGCGCUGGCCCUCAAGAACUCCUUCACCGCGCGCGAGUACACCAGGUUACGGGAGGUCCAGGCGCGGUGGAUGGGCCAGCCUGAGCCGAUCAGGACCCAGGUGAAGAACUUGGCGCUGCAGACCUUGGCCUCCAGCGAUGGCCGUGCAGGAAACGCCGCGGCGCAGUUCAUUGCCGCAGUCGCCGCCAUCGAGAUGCCCCAGAACAUGUGGCCAGAGCUGAUGCCCGCUCUGGUGGAGAACGUGGGCAAGGGCGUGGAUCACCAGAAGCAGGCAUCGCUGACGACGAUCGGUUUUAUCUGCGACACCGAGGAUGGCGAGCUCCGCGAGAGCCUGGCACACCACUCCAACGCCAUUCUCACCGCCGUCGUCCAGGGUGCACGGAAGGAGGAGACCAACCCCGACGUACGGAAUGCCGCCAUUUCUGCGCUCAGCGACUCCCUCGAGUUCGUGCGCACCAACUUCGAGAACGAGGGCGAACGGAACUACAUCAUGCAGGUCAUCUGCGAAGCUACUCAAGCCGACGAUACCCGCAUUCAGCAGGGCGCAUAUGGUUGCUUGAACAGGAUCAUGGGCCUGUACUAUGACAAGAUGAGCUUCUACAUGGAGAAGGCACUGUUCGGACUUACUAUCCAAGGCAUGAAGAGCGACGAGGAGGACGUUGCCAAGCUUGCCAUCGAGUUCUGGUGCACCGUCUGCGAGGAGGAAAUCUCAAUCGAAGACGACAACGCACAGGCCAACGCAGAGGGUUCGACCGAGCUUCGCGAGUACUUCAACUUCGCUCGCGUUGCGACUCAGGAAGUUGUCCCUGUCCUUCUUGAGCUCCUCUCUAAGCAGGACGAGGAUGCUGCGGAUGACGAGUACAACGUCUCGCGUGCUGCCUACCAGUGCCUGCAGCUCUGGGCUCAGACUGUCGGAAGCGCCGUCGUACCGCCUGUUCUUCAAUUUGUGGAGAAGAACCUCCGUGCAGAGGAUUGGCACUCCCGUGACGCUGCGGUCUCUGCUUUCGGUGCUAUCAUGGAGGGCCCCGAGGAGAAGAUGCUUGACCCUCUGGUGAAGCAAGCUCUGCCGGUUUUGAUCGGUAUGAUGGAAGACCCCAUUAUCCACGUCAGGGAUUCGACAGCCUAUGCUCUUGGCCGUAUCUGCGAGACUUGCGCCGACUCUAUCGAUGCCACUACUCACCUCCAGCCCCUUAUUUCCUCCCUUUUCGCCGGUCUUGCAAGCCAUCCCAAGAUGGCCUCUUCCUGCUGCUGGGCUCUCAUGAACCUCGCAGACCGCUUCGCCGGCGCACCUGGUUGCCAAACCAAUGCUCUGUCAGCUCACUUCCAGGCCAGUGUGACGCACCUUCUGCAGCUCACCGAGAGGGCCGAUGCCGACAACCAGCUACGCACUGCUGCGUACGAAGUUCUGAACUCCUUCGUCAUGAACUCCGCCAAUGACAGCCUCGGCAUGGUCGGCCACCUGUCCAACGUCAUUUUAGAGCGCCUAGAGAGGACCGUCCCCAUGCAAUCCCAAGUUGUCAGCAUUGAGGACAAGAUGACUCUCGAGGAGAUGCAGACCAGUUUGACCAGCGUCGUCAUGGCAAUUGUCCAGAGACUCGAGAUCGAGAUCAAGCCCCAGGCUGAUCGCAUCAUGCAGGUUCUGCUGCAGUUGCUUUCGACUGUUGGUGGCAAAUCUAGCGUACCCGAUGCUGUUUUGGCCACCAUUGGCUCGCUCGCCAAUGCCCUGGAGGAGGACUUCUUGAAGUACAUGGAUGCCUUUUCGUCCUACCUGUACAACGCUCUUGGUAACCAGGAGGAACCCGCCAUCUGCUCCAUGGCCAUCGGUCUCGUGAGCGACAUCACUCGCUCUCUUAACGAGAAGGUUCAGCCGUACUGCGAUACCUUCAUGAACUACCUCCUAAACAACCUGAGGAGCCCCACCCUUGGCAACCAGUUCAAGCCUGCUAUCCUGCAAUGCUUCGGCGACAUUGCUCACGCCAUUGGUGGUCACUUUGAGACCUACCUCUCGGUCGUGGCCCAGGUCUUGAUCCAAGCUUCGCAAGUCAACUUCACCCAGGACAGCUCGUUCGAGAUGCUUGACUACAUUGUUUCGCUCCGCGAGGGCAUCAUGGAUGCUUGGGAUGGUGCUAUCAUGGCCAUGAAACUUGGUGGAAAGCAGAGCCUGCUUGUGCCCUUCGUUGAGCCCGUCUUCGCUCUCCUCCAUACCGUUCACACCGAUGCCAACCGCACUGAGGCGUUGAUGCGUUCUUCUAUGGGUGUCAUUGGUGAUCUCGCGGACACGUUCCCGAACGGCGAGUUUGCCGAGCUAUUCCGCUCUGAGUGGAUCAUGGCUAUGGCUAGGGAGACCAAGGCCAACAAGGACUUCUCACCGCGUACGAUCGACACUGCCCGCUGGGCCCGUGAACAGAUCAAGCGCCAAAUCGGUAUGUUUUACAUGUUUUCAACGCCGCAACUGUGCAACGGAUUACCUCCAGGACCUCUUCCCGUGGAUCCGUUGCCGUACUAG
Molecule: messenger RNA, 2676 nt
Organism: Diplodia corticola
Lineage: Eukaryota; Fungi; Ascomycota; Dothideomycetes; Botryosphaeriales; Botryosphaeriaceae
Product: importin beta-1 subunit
Exons: 8
Coding region: 1-2676 (891 amino acids)
Biological process (GO): protein import into nucleus
Cellular component (GO): cytoplasm; nucleus
Molecular function (GO): small GTPase binding; nuclear import signal receptor activity
Source: RefSeq, a predicted model, not a curated record